This is a messenger RNA of Aspergillus heteromorphus CBS 117.55, 2112 nucleotides long. Its product is annotated as putative C6 transcription factor. Gene Ontology annotation, molecular function: zinc ion binding; DNA binding; DNA-binding transcription factor activity, RNA polymerase II-specific. Gene Ontology annotation, biological process: DNA-templated transcription; regulation of DNA-templated transcription. Bases 220 to 2112 code for a protein of 630 amino acids. The record is from RefSeq and is a predicted model, not a curated record. The transcript has 6 exons. Lineage: Eukaryota; Fungi; Ascomycota; Eurotiomycetes; Eurotiales; Aspergillaceae.
GUUCUGCCCGCCAGAUACUAGUAAGUAUCUACCGACCCGACCGAGACCACUUCCCUCCUCCCUCCCACUUCCCACCUUCCCUGUCCGCCGUCCUAGGCCCGAUGCUUCACCUGCUAGUUUUUCCACCCCCUGUCUUCGCUCCUCUCUCCUCUCUCCCUCUUCUCUUCUCGCCCCGACCCGCCCCUCCCUCCCUCGGUCCCUCCACCAUGGACGAACGCCAUGUCCGAAACUAAGUCGCGCCCUCUGGCCCCCGCCCCGCCGGGUGCCAACGCCGCCCUCGAUGCCCAACAGCGCAGGAAGAACGUCGGUACCGCCUGUGCCACUUGCAAGGCGCGAAAGCUCAAGUGCACAGGUUCCGUCCCCUGCGCCAACUGUGUCAAGAGCAAAGUCGAAUGCACCCUCGACCGCAGCGCCGACAAACGCCGCCGCGGCGCCCUGAAACGCAAAAUCGAUCAGCUCGCGGACCAGGAGGACCUCCUCGUCCGCCUGGUCGGGGUCCUCCGCGAGAGUGGCAACCGUCGCGCUGCUCCCCUCAUCAGCCUCAUCCGCAGCGAAGCCUCCCUCGACGAGAUCCGCUACUACAUCAACCACCAGCUGCCCCGGCUGGAGCUGGCCCAGACGCCGGAACUGGUGGAAGUAUGCCAGGAGGUGCAACAGCUCCAGCCGUCCGAGUCGCGCCUGAUGCGUCGGAUCCUCGAUGCCAAGCGGCUCUCCGACAUGCCCCCGUUCCAGGUCCCCGCCCGCCCUUGGACUAACGUCGUCUCCGAUAACGAUUUCGUCUCGCAUCUGAUAUCGCUGUGGUUCACCUGGUCGCACCCCUUCCGAAACUGGAUAGAUAAGGAUCUGUUUGUGCGGGACAUGCGGGCGGGAUCGUUGGACGGGCAGUUCUGCUCCCCAUUCCUGGUGAACAUUAUCCUGGCGGAUGCUUGUGCAUACUCCGAUUAUCCCGAGGCGUACGCGAUCGCCGGGGAUCUGGCCUCGAAAGGAGUCCGCUUCUACGACGAGGCCAAAGAGCUCCUGCACAAGGAGGAAGGGCGGAUUACGCUUCCGACCGUCCAGGGGUUAGGCGUUUUGUGGGCAUGUGCCUCCAUGACCGGUCGCGACCGACAAGGCUGGAUCCAUCGAGCUCAGCUGGCGUACACGAUCCAGGAACUUUCGCAGAAGAAUUCAGUCCUUGCAUCCGCCGCCGAUGAGGACACGCUCCGCAUGGUUCGAGCCACCAACCGUACUGUCUGGGGCCUCUUCAACGUCUCCACGAUGCACGCGUUGACCGACAAGAAUCGCCCGCUGAUACGACCCCCACAACGACAUAGUCUCCCGCCCGUCAACCACGAACCGGGCCACGAUGAUUGGCGGCCGUAUCCAGACGCGACCGAGGGAACCGAGGGGCACACGGUCUGUCUUGCCAACGCGCUGUCUGCUCUCAGUCUGAUUGCCUACGAUGUGGCCAUAACAUUCCACGAAGCUCCGCAGCGACCGCAGAUGGAGACAGAAAGCCGGGUGGCGGAGCUCCACGAGCGUCUUCGUCUCUGCUCCAAUCGCUGGCCGACAUGUUUGAAGGGGAACAGCAUUGAAGCACCCCAUAUUCUCUGUCUACACCCCUUGCCGGACUGCGCUAACCAAACCAGCAUGUACUAUCACUCGAUCAUCAUGACGAUGUACGAGCAUCUCAAGCAUCCAUCGCCCAACCCCCAUUCAAGUCAACAAAUCACAUCGCCCCACCAGGUCCGCGAGAUGUGUUUCUCGUCGGCGCGGAAUAUCGCCCAACUGAUGCGCAUCCACCGCUCGUGCUGGGGGGUGGACCGGAUGCCGGUGAGCAACAUCCAGUGCAUCACGGGGGGUUUGUUCACGCUGCUGGACGAUCUGGAAGAGCCCCGCAAUCGCGAGGCGUUCAUCACGCUCAGCAUCGCGGCCAAGUCCUUUUCACGGCGGUGGGAGUCGAGCCGGGUGGUGUUGCAGUCUUUGCGGACGACGGCCCGCCAGAGGGGGGUUGUGCUACCGAGUGAGACGGACUCGCUGUUCACCACGCUGUCCCUGUUUGUUCCCCCACCGACGGUGGAAACGCGGGACAGCGUAGAUUUGCUAGAUGAAAGCGACGAGGCAUUUGUCUAG